AUGGUGGAGAUGAUUUACGGCGUUAGCCAAGUUUUAUCCAAUCACACCCCUCAAGAUGAGGCGGGCAUGUUUGUUAAUGGGUCGUCGGAUGCAAUGGAGGAAGAGGGGAUGACAUCUUCAGGUGUAGAGUCGGACCAUGGCAGCACUUCAAAUACAGCUGUUUCGAUCAAUCACACCGCUGUUACCGCGAACGAUUUUGCAGCGGAACGCAUUGAUGAUUUCGAGGAGGGUGCAACGGUUGACGUUACAACCAAACAAUCAAAGUCGUGUGCCGAAUGUGGAGAUGCUAAAGGUCCUUUUUUGAACUGUAGCGAUUGUUCACUCAUAUACCACAGCAAGUGCCUUAUGCAAUGUUUCCUUCCUGCAGGACAAGCUGGAUGGAAAUGCCCACAAUGUCAAUGGAAGUUGAUAAACACUGGUGAAGUACCAUUGGAUGCUACCCUUACUCACAGUGACUUAUUGGAUGAUUCCCAAUCUGGAUAUGAUGCUGGACGCUCACCACUACCAACUGAGGAGUUAUCGGACGAAGCUAGUGGACACGAAAAGGAACCUCCAGUGAAGGUUACACGUUCCACUGGAAGCCCGCGUGAACGUGCUUCGGAUUUACUUGAACGUAAGAGAAAGAAGCCAGUUACAGAAGGCUCCAACUUCCAAACCAAAAUCAACGUUGGAUAUAGUCACCAAGUUCCUUUCACACCAGCUUUCUUCCUGGAUGAUUCUCUUGGUCCACAACCAGAACAACAUGAUUGGGCGCGCAUGAUGUAUUCACCUUACUAUCUGGAGAAGAUACGUACACGCAAGUUACAGGAAGGCGCGGAUGACAGUGUGAUAAAGAACGAGUUUGAAUUGGCCGAGUUUAUACAACUAUGCGCACAAAACUGGAAGAACAAUCCGGGUUGGCAUCCGUUUUCACCGGAGUUCGCAUAUAAGAUACUGCACUUUGCUGACUACGACCCUAAAAAGGCACUAAAGGUUAUGAAUGAUCCGAAUUUCAACUUUUUGUGCGUAUGCGACCCACCAACACGUCGUUACGACAACAAGUGGAAACCCAAAGAUCGUCGCGGUCAGGUACCUACGACGCCAUAUCCACCUCCGGUCACACUGAGGGGUUACCUGUUACGCAGACACGAUGCGUCGAGGUAA
Babesia sp. Xinjiang is the source of this 1143-nucleotide messenger RNA. RefSeq lists its product as uncharacterized. The record is from RefSeq and is a predicted model, not a curated record. Bases 1 to 1143 code for a protein of 380 amino acids. The transcript is spliced from 6 exons. NCBI's taxonomy places the organism in Eukaryota, Apicomplexa, Aconoidasida, Piroplasmida, Babesiidae.